Molecule: messenger RNA, 2436 nt
Organism: Diatraea saccharalis (sugarcane borer)
Lineage: Eukaryota; Metazoa; Arthropoda; Insecta; Lepidoptera; Crambidae
Source: the annotation of a GenBank genome assembly
GGUGUGGGGGCGGGGGCGGGCGCGGGGGGCGCGCGGCCCGUGCUCCAGGGGUUCAUAGCGGCACUCAAGGACGGAUUCGGGUUCAUCGAAACUUCGGAUCACUCCAAGGAGGUGUUCUUCCAUUUCAGUAACCUGGAGGGCAGUGCGGACGAUCUGGAGCUGGGCUCGGAGGUGGAGUACGUGGUGGGCAGGUGCGGCGGUGGCGGCGGGGGCGGCGGUGGCGGCGGCGGCGGCGGCGGCGGCUGUGCCAGUGCCGAGUGGGUGCGCGCACUGCCGCCCGGCACUGUGCCGGUGGCGCCGCAUCAGUCGCAGGCGCUGCACGGGAUUGUGACGCGAACGCUGCGGGCACUCAACCCUGACCAGCCCCAGUACUCCGGUCUGAUUAAGGUGGCCGGUGCGAAUUCAGGCGGCGGGGAAAAUGGUUAUCAGUUCGGUAUAAUGGGUCUGGCGUGCAAGCGUGAGAUCCUGCAGGUGGGCGACCCGGUCACCUUCCACCCCAACGUGGAGGGGCUCGCAGCCAACAUCGUGCCCGUGCGCAAGAAGCGGCGCGCUACAGUCGACGCCAUCAAGGGUGGUUUCGGUUUCCUGUCUGUGGAGGGCGAGGAGGCGCGUCGUCUGUUCUUCCACAUGUCGGAGGUGCGCGGGGGCGCGGGCGAGUUGCAGCACGGCGACACGGUCGAAUUCGUGCUGCUCACCAACCCGAGGAACGGCAAGUCCUCCGCCUGCAACGUCGUCAGAGUCGGACGCGCUCCGAGCGGAGGGGGAUCGAAUCGUGGUCGCGGCGAACGCGGGGAGCGCGGCGAGCGCGGCGAGCGCGGCGAGCGUGGCGAGCGCGGCGAGCGACCAGAGCGGUUGCUCGCUCGGCUGCGGACCGCGUCGCUGGAAGACGCCGCGCCCCGCGUGCUGGUGCUGCGGCCCCCGCGCGGACCGGACGGGUCCCGUGGGUUCAGACCCCGUCGCCCUGUGCAAGAGUUGCUGGCGGAAUGAGCUGACUGCGCGAAUUAGGUCGUGUUAUGGUUUGGUUUCAAAUUCAAAUUGUUCUUGUAAUCAUGAGAGACUGACUGAUCCUGUUUCUUUAGAAGCAUUUAAAUUGUUUUGUUAUUUAAUCAUCGUAGGAGCCGCAGUAAAUGAAUGUGUACCGCGACACAGUGCAAGGAACAGAGCCGAACAUAUCAGUGUGCCCGAUUUAUUUAUUAUAUUAUUGGAGCGCACUCUAUCUACAGUUCAUAAGAGGUUCUUUUUCGCAUAGAGACGUUGUUCAAAAUUCCGUGGCGUGGUCGCGUACAGUUUGCCAAAUUCCGGAGCCCGACCCUCCUGUAAAUAUUACGCUAAGUAGUACGCCUGCAGCCGCGUGCUCGCAUUAUACUUAUUUGUGUAGAUGCCGAACGCUAAAUGAGAGAUCGUGGGUGGAGGUACGUGACAUAUCCGAGGUCGCCGAUGCGGAAUCUUCUGUGAUUAUGGAAAUUUCAAGUGCAAUAAGUUUGUAUAAUGGUUAAAUUAAUAAAAUGAACGCUAGUCUGUAGGUAGCGGCGGGUAGUCCUCGGCUCUGUGUCGCCGGAACGACGCAUUUACACUAUGCAAUGAACUGGAAUGGAACCAAAGACUGAAAAUAUUUAUUAUUACAAUAAUAAUAUUGGUAUUAGAUUAUGUUUAAUUAACUGUGCGCCUGGUGUGUGGACCGCGCGCACGUGUGCGUGUGCGUGCGCGUGCCCGUGUACGUGUACGUACAUAGACGUGCACGUACUCGCUCGCGGCGUCCUCACCUGGCGAUCGUAACACUCGGCCUUGAUCCAAAGAGGAAUAGGAAUUUUGAACAAACGUUAUCAUGCUAAUAAUAAUAUGCUUAAAGUGAACAACUUUUAUUUUGCAGUAUAAAUUACUCAUUUAACCGAUCUGUAGUAAUAGUUGAGGUGUAAUAAUCAGGAAAUCGAUGUUGUAGUUUACGCGAAUAAGUCCCGGAUGCUUCGGGUGUAGGUACUAAUACUAGUCUUGAUGCGCUACGUGACAACCGACACGUCAUAUGUAUAUAAUUCUUUUAAAAUCACUCGGUGCAUUUUUCAAUGAAAUUUUGAUAAAUUACUAAUUGAUCUGAUCUGACGAAUACAACAGCUGUAGAGAAAUAAAUUUGGCAGUUUUAUUUAUCAUAAUAUAAAGUAACUGUAUACAUAAUUAUGUAAGUAGUUGAGGAUUUGGAGAGCCAGAUAUGAGAAAUGAAAAUUCGGUGCCUAAAAGAACCUCUAUGGUGUGACCUAUAUACCAACAGUUGAAAGUGUUAAAAUGUUAUAACGCCUUGCAACAAUUCCACACCCUCGGAUAAUCGUAAGAGUUAUUUUUUAUUUAGUUCUUCAAAUGUAUUCAUUAGACAAGUUAUCAAUGCCAAAUGUAUAAACACCAUGUACAGUUUUGAAAAUUGUGAUUAAAACAAUGUACACCACA